AUGAGUAUGAUCGGUGUAUAUCAAGGUCCCCAGCCUCCUAAAAAGUCUCUUCAGGAGAUGAGUCAACAAGAACAAGCAGAAGAAGGAGCAAAAUAUUUUAUAGAUUUCAUGCAAUCGUGUCCUGGGAAAACAGCCAUGGCCGGGGUCAGUGGUUUCGGUCUUGGUGCAUUCUUUGGUUUAUUCAUGGCAUCUAUGGCCUAUGAUGUGCCUGUUGGUACUGAUGCUGUUAAGCAUAUUAGUGAUUUACCAUUCAAGCAACAAAUGAAGUUACAAUUUACCGAUAUGGCCAAGAGGUCAUACUCAUCGGCUAAAAAUUUUGGAUAUAUUGGUUUAGUUUAUUCUGGUGUCGAAUGUACUAUUGAGAGUUUCCGAGCUAAACAUGAUAUAUACAAUGGUGUUAGUGCUGGGUGUAUAACUGGUGCAGGCUUGGCAAUCAAAGGUGGUCCACAAGCGGCAUUUAUUGGUUGUGCUGGGUUUGCUGCCUUUAGUUUGGCAAUAGACAUGUAUUUGAAUAGUGAUGCAGCCCCACCACCAAAGAAUGAUUAUGAUAUAUGA
Lodderomyces margitis is the source of this 555-nucleotide messenger RNA. It is a transcript of the gene TIM22, whose product is annotated as translocation channel protein. Gene Ontology annotation, cellular component: TIM22 mitochondrial import inner membrane insertion complex. The record is from RefSeq and is a predicted model, not a curated record. The coding region runs from base 1 to 555 and encodes 184 amino acids. Gene Ontology annotation, biological process: protein insertion into mitochondrial inner membrane. The transcript has a single exon. Gene Ontology annotation, molecular function: transmembrane protein transporter activity. Lineage: Eukaryota; Fungi; Ascomycota; Pichiomycetes; Serinales; Debaryomycetaceae.